Closterium sp. NIES-67 is the source of this 1759-nucleotide messenger RNA. NCBI's taxonomy places the organism in Eukaryota, Viridiplantae, Streptophyta, Zygnematophyceae, Desmidiales, Closteriaceae. The record is from the annotation of a GenBank genome assembly.
UGCAACGAGUCACACCUUCAGAAAUUCAUCUCAGCAGCAGCAUCGGAGUUUUACAUCACGAACAGAGCUCGACUCGACACACCCUAGUUUUCACGCAUUCAGCAUUCGAAUCGAGACUCACGCAGCCUAGCACAUCUCCAGUUAUGGCGCGUCUUCUUCUCCUAGCAUCCCUAGCACUACUCCUCGUCAGCGCCUCGGCAGAAACCGUCACCACAGGCCCCAGCAACCCCGCAGUUCCCCUCGACAAAGCCCUAGGCUCGAACGGCGUAGCGACGGAGGUCCCUAAGGGCAUCGAGCAGGCGGCGGCGGCGGGCAAUCUGGACAAGUUCGAGGGCACGACGGUGGUGAGCCCAAUGACGGACAGCAUGCUGCUGGUGGACGUGAAGAAGGCCGGGUGGAACGCCAUGAAGUGCCACAAGGACCUCGGCGCGCCCGGGCAAGGCGCGUGCACGCCCGCCAACUGCAGCAAGGGCGGCAUCCCCGCGAAAUGGAAGACUUCGAACCUGCUGAAGAACAAGCUCGGAAUUGAGAUGUAUGUGAAGGGGAACCCGCUGACCCUGAAGAAGGCGUCUCCCCAGACGUGCUGCAACACUUGCGCGGCGUACAAGAGCUGCACGUACUGGCAGUACAUCCCCGACAUCACCAUCGACGGCAAGAAGACGGACGGCGCGUGCUACCUCGUGCACGAUGACAUUGAUUACACGUGCGGCGAGCUCACCGCACAAUACGCCACGGAGACGAAGCCCGUGCAUCUGCAGGUGCGCACGGGCGGCGAGUGCAACCCGCGCGCCAACGUCGUCAACGACCCGCAUCUCGUGGGCGCGUUCGGCACGCACUUCGACUUCAAUGGCCGCCCCGACAAGGCGUUCUGCCUGCUGAGCGAUCGCGACCUCCACGUGAACAUGCUGCUGAGGGGGUACUACAGCGACGAUACCGAGAACGCCGCGCUCGUGGUGGACGGCAAGGCCGUGCACACGUGGAUCAAGGAGCUCGGUAUUGUGUGGUUCGCUAAGGGCGCCGACCACAAGCUUCGCCUGUCGGCCCGCGGCGGUAAGCAGCAAGAGCGCGGCGACGGAUUCAUGAAGACGAUCGAGAUCGACGGCGAGGAGAUCCCCAGGAUGAAUGUCGGCGACGAGGUGACAUCCGAGGGCGGCUUGACCCUCCGAUUUGCGGCUCUGGAGAAGGAAGGGCCCUAUGACGUGGACUACUACACCCUCAGCAUCGACGGGCUUGUGGCGCUUGACUUGAGGCUGCGCGUGGCCAACCCUAAAUUGCAGACCCCCAAUGACGCCGAGGCGCACAUCAAUGUCGGAAUUGUCGAAUUGGAGCACACCGAUGAGGUGCACGGUGUGCUGGGACAAACCUACCGCACCGACCACGCGGCGCGCGCCGCGAAUUUCCAGCGGCUGAUUUCGAAUCUGCACAGGCCCGUGUCGGCUGACAGCGAGGAGGGGGUUGGGUUUUUGGACGGCACUCCGCGGUCGUAUGAGUCGAGCUCGGUUCUCGCCGUGGAUUGCGCACACACCACGUACCACCGCGCCAAGCAGCUGAGCCCCGUCGAGGAGUUCCCAAUGGAGCCCCUCAACUAGAGGAGUUCCCAAAUCCCGAUAAGACCCUGCAAUUAUGUACAGAAUAGAGCUUCAUUAUUUGAUUGGUUAUACUAGUACUUCGGUGGGUUGAUUUGUGCUUCGGUUGGGUUGGGCUUGUAUUGUUCUGUUUUGUAUUGUAUACGGUUUCUCCCCUCAUUUAUCCUUGAGCA